GUCUGCACGAGGUUCAAACAAUUUCGUCCCAUUAGAAUUGAGAUGUACUAUUCUCGCACUAGCAUCCAAAUGUAUUAUCAUCAUUGCAUUUAGGCACGAUGCCGUUGUACAGACGUCACAGUGAAGUGAGAUGGAAGUGUGGAAUUAGAUUUUAGCUAUAUUACAGAAUUGGUUGACGAAUAACGCUCGGAAGACAUUAGACGUAAUCCGUUACACAGUGUCGGAUUCCGAUUCUCUCAGACCCGAUUCUGUAGCUCGACUCCCCUCUACUAACUCUACGCAAUUGUGUGCAAGACAAGCACAGACUAUGUAAUUACAACUAGCUAACUCCAAUACUGCUGCGUUGCUCUGCAAAACGCAAGAGAAUUGAAAUCCCUUAAAAUCAAUUAAAAAUCGAUGGUCAUAAAACUGCAAAAUCCUGGCCAUCGUCGGGAUUUUAUUGCGACGCAGACGUGCUGCCGAACGGGCUGUUUGAACGACGUAGCUCUGCGACGAAGGCGAAUGGAAGGUGGAAAACUGUGUAUACACUCUUGUUUGUGCCGCUAAACUAAGUUUUCCGUCAACUGUCAUUCGGAGCAUCACUGGAUACCUUUGGAAUCGUAACAUAUUUGCUGCGUAGAUAUUUGUUUCCAGUCAAAAUUUGGUGAAUAUCAGGAAUUUUCGCGACGUCAUAAUGGUAAACCCGGAGGGAAACCAGGCGCUGUACGAAAGCAACGGCCUGAUCUUCUUCAACUGCCAUCUGAUAUGUCACAUUUCGCGGGGAGAGAACGAGGAGGCGAAACGCAUCCUUGAGAGAACGAAAAGAAAGUGCUCUAUACGAAACAGCUUGGGGAGAUCGCUGCUGCAUUUCUCGGCGAGGUACGGAAACGCAGAAAUGACCAGGUACUUCGUCGACAAGGGCAUCGAGGUGGACGCGCGCGACAGAUACGGCGUUACCCCGCUGGCGCUGGCCGUGCAGUACUGCCACGUCGAGACGGUCGAGACACUGCUGAAGGCGAAUGCCGACAUUUAUAAAACGGAGCACGGGCCGUGCAUGCUGCAAAUUGCCUACAACUAUUUCGUGGACAGCGUGGACCCGACGAAAUAUCUACGCAUAGUGAAGCUGUUCGCCGAUAUCGUUCGCCGGGACUUCGGCAGGAUCAAGUUAGGAAUGGCCCACAGACUGAUGAAGGCCGGCAUCUCGCUUUACCUUGCCAUCCUGAUCUUGAAGAACAAGAAGAUCAUGGAUAUAUACCUGAGGAAUGGCUACCACGCGGACAGCUACGACUCGCACUGCAAGCGUACGGGCAUGCACGCGGCCGUCGAGGUGAGGAGCUUAGUGAUCGCGCGCCUGUUGCUGGAGGCGGGCGCGGACGUGGACGCCUUGGACUCGACGGGACGAUCCCCGCUUUGCUACUACAAGAGGCGCGACCGGGACGACGACAACUACGAGCUGCUGCAGCUCCUGCUUAAUUACGGGGCCUCGCUGUCCCUGCAGCCGGUCAACACGGCGUACAGCUCGCCGAUGGAAUACUUGAUGAGCAACGGCAGUACCAGAGGGCUGAUCCUGGUGCUACGACUGGACGUCGAUUUGUACCACAGGUACAGGCAAGACAGGACGCCCAUACACUUCUUGGCCAGGAAUGCGUACCCGGGCGUGGUCAAUCUGCUCGAGGGUCAGCGAUUCGACGUGAACGCGCGCGACCAGGACGGCUACACCCCCCUCAUGAUCGCCUGUGACAAGAGCGUCAAUUUCAAUACCGUGGAAUUCUUCCUGAACCACGGCGCCGAGGUGAACGCCGAGUCGAUCAACGGCGAGACGGCCCUCGUUUGCGCCAUCAUCCGCGCGAUGCGCAAGCGCGACCUGGCCCAGAUAAGCAUCGACAUUUGCCAGUUGCUGCUGGAGCGAGGUGCCAAAAUUCAGCAAGUGUUUCGGCAAUACGACAAGGAAAGCAAGCAGAUGAAUUAUAGCAUGACUGUGUUUGAACUGCUCGUCGAUUGCAACCACUUGGUGCCCAUUUCGGACAUGCUCAUUUCUCGGCUGGCGUUGAAAAAUGCGAUAGGUGAACCUAUUGCGCUCCUCGUUCUUUGGAAAAUUCAGUCCAAAGAAUAUAUGCGCGAAUACCUGAACGCUUGCAACUUUCAGAUCGCAAAGAUGAAAGACACCUGGAUCAAUGAAUCCUUGUCGUUAUUCCAGCUGAUAUCCGACGAUGAGAAUCACCUAAGGGUUAACUAUACCAAUCAUCCGCAGUUUAUGACUGACGUCGCAACUAAUCUGCCACGAAAGAUUCUACGCGAAUAUUCCUAUUACGCCGACCUUAUAACGACGAAGUUUCGAAAAUUUCAAAUCGAUCUCGGACUAUUUGAUUGACAGUUUCACGCGUGCGAUGUAAUUUUUGAAAACUAUUUGAACUGCUUUUGCUCUGUCAUUUGUACAAUUUUUUUAUAAUAAAACUUGAUCAACUGGGCGUUAUCGUGCAUCUAAUACACGUUUCUUUUCAAUCACUAUACUAUUUUUGUUUUAAUAAUCAGUAAAACAUGAAAAUAGUUUUGACAAGCAGAAACAAACGAGUUGUGGUUUUGCGUAGCUGAUAAUAAUUUCUUAAAGUAAUUAAUCGCUUCGAUAAAUAACAAGUGUCCAUAUUUGAACCACACCGUACCUUCCAACAAAAUAAUUUCUUAUUAGCUUUUAUCAAUUUAUAUUUUAGUCGUGACUCAACACAUUCACAUAUUAACAUCAACCGUCAAUCGAAAUUAUAUUUCUACCCAUCAGCAACAACUCUGUUCUCUCUUUCUUUCUCUUCCAUCGUUAUAUAUAUUUGCUAUGCCUCGGUUGCUCUUUACAAAUUAUUUUUAUUCGCAAUAUUUUAAAGACCAUAAUUUCGAAGCUGCAAAUCAAGAAUUAAUUAUGUCAAAGAAAUUACUUUUGGUAGGUUUUCAAGAUAUAAUAUUUGCGAUUUUAUCAAACGUCAUUGGAUCUUUACUAAACUAGCGUCAUUUCGUUCAUUCGUUGUUUUUCUGCUAUUUAUUACAUCAUUUGUGUCAUACAGUCAUAACUUCACCUAAUAGUAGUGCAUUUCUAUGGCCUUAGUAAUACAUUUCAAUGUCGUAUGUUCUUUUGUUACCUUGUUGAAAAAAAACCGUGAAUAUUCUUCAAAUUUUAUAUUCUGACAAUUAAUUUCGGUUUCCUUCAUGCCUAUCACUUUACUAUGUAAACAGAAAUAAACAUGACUUCCUCUAUUUUAUUGCAUCCUCUUUUUCUCACCUCCAAUCACAUGUUCGGAUGACACUUUUAAUUUCACAGAUGAUAAUCGAACGAUCUAUUUGUACUAAUUAUUCCAUAUAAUUCAAUCAGCGUAACAGUCGUCAGCUUUGUAAAAUUGCUAUGAUGGUUGAGAGAGUCGUGGUGCCCGAAAGUCAGUUGAAGAUAUGAUUUCGUAUUAAUCCGAAGAUUGUAAUUGUAUGGAACUAGGAUAAAUAAGAAUAUUAAAGUUUAUUGUCAUGACAUAUGCCACUUAAUCGGCUUUAAUGGCUGUAACCCUGUUACGGCGUAGUUGCACUUCGUAAGCCGGAAAAGCCGAGUGAGAUUAUUGGAGAUGAGCAGUAUUAAUCGGAUGGUAGGAACGCCGCGGGAAAAUAAACAGGGCUCUCGGAAUAUUGAAAAUAUUGGCAGAAGUGCACAACAACAGGGGGUGGAGAAAGUGUGCGAGAGAGAGGGCGAAAGGGACGGAGUGGGGGGAGCAAGGAUCCCAGCUCAUGCGGCCGGAACUAUAUUUGGGGCCAGUGUCGUGUCGCUUCUCGACGACCAACGUCUCAGUCUCCGCGACUUCUCUGCAUCAGGUGACAUUGGGCUCUGACCUCAAGAUGUCCUUUCUUCUUGGACGACAGCACCCUUCGACGACUUGACUGAAUACAGAAGCAUCUGGAAGCGGGACUACAAGAUGCUAGCAAACUUGAGGGAAGCCGUGUUGCCGGGCGACGGACAGCUGGUGCUGUUCAUUCUAGUCAACGGCGCGCCUCGCUUGGACUGUCCGGAGUGAAGCAGGAUCCUAUGGCGGGCCAUACGGGACGACCAGAUCGAGAUCGCCGGGACGCUGGACCUCGCCGACGUUGAUCUGCACGAGCGCAAAGCUAACUUUCCGGUGGGGCACAGCUCCUUGCACGAGCUGGGCUCAAGGUCCGAACCGCGACAUCGAAGGCUGGCCGAGCUUAUGAUCGACCAGGGUGCUGACGUUAAAGCCAUGACCGAGCUCGCGGAUAGCGUGCUGCUGCUCGUACUCCGCGCGCGCCACUCGGGCAUCAACCUGGUGGAGAAGCUGAUGAGUUGUGGCGCCUGUAUCUGCCACCAGGAGUUUGCGACGGUUACCAAGCACCCGCUGGCCAAUCAUCUGCUGCCACUGUGCGUUGAGGCCGGCGAGCCCGACGAGUCGACCCGCGAGGACCGUAUCUUCACGGCGAUCCGCUUCGCCAUCUGGAACUGUGGCUACGAACCCGAAAUCCUGCCAGCCGCCGAGUACCUGCUGAGUCUGCUGCGUCACGAGCGUCCCAGCGGGCGCAGAGCGCUUAUGCUCUUCGAUGCCAUUCGCGCCGACAAGCCUAGAAUGGUCGGAUUGUUGUUGUGGCAUGGCUUCGACGAGGCGGUGCGCGCCAGGCGCCGCUGCUAUCCCAGCUGCACAACGCCUGCGAGAGCGGCGUCAGUCUCGAGAUCAUCGAUUUGUUGGUGCGCCGAGGCGCUGACUUAAAUGCUAUCAACGACGACUGCGAUUUGCUGCUGACAUUGCUCAAGCCCGGGGACGAGCUCGACGACAAAUACGAGUUCGCAGUGGGGCGUGCUGGCGAUUUCCGUGGCCAAGGGCGCUCGGCUGAAAGGCGUGGAUCGCUGACUUUUCAACAGUUUCCCUCUGGAUUCGAUGCACACUCUCUUCUAGGGUGUCUGUGCGAGCUGGAGGACAGCAAGCUGUUAAAUUUCGUCAACGGCAUCGGUUUCUUCUCCAACGUCGCUUGCCAGCACAAGCGCCUGUCCUUUCUCGCGAGGAAUCAGCACUUCGUGAGGGAUUUCAAGGACUCCGUGGUGGAGCCGAUUUCACGAUUUAUCGCGGCGAGUUGCAGGAGGUACUCCAGGCUGCACAAGACCACGGUGACUCCCUAUGGGAGAAGGAAACAGCAGUGCACGAAGCGCUCGACGGCUACAUGCCGUGCCUUGCUCUCGAAAUCAUAUGUCAACAUUUUUAUACCAGCGAGGUCUGAGCGCUGGGACGAAUGUGGGAUGGAGAGCCAUCUUUUCCUUCCGACGUUCGGGUGGCAGCUUGAUUAAUCAACACCUCAUUGCUGAAAUUUAAUGUAAUGUAUCGCAUAGUAAAUUGAUGUUUUUGACCGACCUUUCGUAAUCCUGUCAAUAGUUAACUGCUAGUAAUUGUAACUAGUGUCAAUAUAAAUAAUGUGCGUCGAUAUUUAUAAUCCAACAGUUGCGUUCAACUCUUAAAUGUAAUUAUUCGGUUUGAUGUGCUUUUUCUUUGUUACUAAUCUAUGGACAAACGACUUAUUACAUACAAUAUACUUGCGAGUGACGCGUACGUAACAUUGAUACGUACAGAUUUUCAAUUCAAUUUGUAAUUUUUAUUUUAAUAAAGUAACCAAACGUCA
Molecule: messenger RNA, 5622 nt
Organism: Phymastichus coffea
Lineage: Eukaryota; Metazoa; Arthropoda; Insecta; Hymenoptera; Eulophidae
Product: serine/threonine-protein phosphatase 6 regulatory ankyrin repeat subunit C-like
Exons: 2
Coding region: 674-2350 (558 amino acids)
Cellular component (GO): cytoplasm; nucleus
Molecular function (GO): protein binding
Source: RefSeq, a predicted model, not a curated record